Messenger RNA from Penicillium daleae, 1665 nucleotides. RefSeq names its product MDR family MFS transporter. Bases 1 to 1665 code for a protein of 554 amino acids. The record is from RefSeq and is a predicted model, not a curated record. NCBI's taxonomy places the organism in Eukaryota, Fungi, Ascomycota, Eurotiomycetes, Eurotiales, Aspergillaceae. The transcript has 5 exons. Gene Ontology annotation, biological process: transmembrane transport. Gene Ontology annotation, molecular function: transmembrane transporter activity.
AUGGCGCCGUCGACAACUUCAACAACUUCAACCCUUAAAAACCUCGAGACCAAUCCUCAAAACUCGCACAAUACCCAGGGGAUGGAGGAAAACAAGGAAACUCCUGAUUCUGGGGGUGGCGAUGAACUCCCCGGUGACACUAGCCCCAGCGGCUUCACUUUGUUGAUGACCGUCGCAGCUCUAGCCAUGAGCAUGUUCCUGGUUUCCUUGGAUAUGACAAUUGUCGCAACGGCGAUUCCAAAGAUUACGGAUGAAUUCGGCGGAAUUAAGGACGAGGGAUGGUAUGGCUCCGCGUUCUUUAUAACUCUGGGGAGCUUCCAAGCUGCAUGGGGAAAGGCAUACAAGUACUUUCCACUGAAGAUAUCGUUCUUGGUCUCCAUUUUCAUUUUCGAAGUCGGAAGUCUGAUCUGCGGUGUCGCACCUAGCAGCCUUGCACUGAUCAUUGGGCGGGCUAUUACGGGCGUUGGAGGCGCUGGCAUUUCCUCGGGCGCAUUUACCAUCAUCGCUUUAUCUGCGCCACCGAAGCAGCGUCCGGCAUACAUUGGAAUCCUAGGUGCCUCUUACGGGAUUGCCGCAGCUAUCGGUCCUCUAGUUGGAGGUGCCUUUACUAGCAAUGUUACCUGGCGAUGGUGUUUCUAUAUCAAUCUCCCUAUUGGCGGACUAGCAGCCGGUAUUAUUUUACUGUUCUACCGCGCCCCUCCGCCCCUGCCAUUCCUGGGUGCAUCAUUCAAGGAGAAGCUACUCCAAAUGGACCUAGGUGGUACCUUAUUGCUGGUUUCGGCUAUGGUCUGCUACGUUCUCGCUCUGCAGUGGGGUGGAAUUUCACUGCCAUGGAGUGACUCCAAGGUUGUUGGCACUUUGGUUGGAUUCGGAAUACUGUUGAUCGUCUACGGUAUUGUACAAUGGCUACAGAAGGAGCGGGCAGCAAUGAUUGGACGUCUUUUCCGGCGAAACGUGGUUAUCACCAUGAUUUAUAUCGACUUACUGGCAGGAACCUUUUUCCUGCUAGUGUACUAUCUACCCAUCUAUUUCCAGGUUGUGUCUGGUGUAUCUGCUGCUCAAAGUGGAAUCAGGAACUUGCCUUUGAUCCUUGCUCAGAGUGUUGCCACUGUGGUGUCAGGUGUGACCCUCAGCAAAUAUGCAUACCCACAACCCUUCCUCCUAGCUGGGGCGGCACUCACAGCGAUCGGCUCAGGCUUGCUUUACACACUAGAGAUCAAUACCGGAUCUGGCAAGUGGAUUGGGUAUCAGCUACUGGCUGGUAUUGGUAUUGGAUGGUGCUUCCAGGUUCCUGUGGUGACUGCACAGGCAUCCGUUAACCCGGAAGACUUACCGUCCGUGACGGCCAUGGUGUUGACCGUACAAACACUCGGAGGGUCGGUCUUUGUCAGCGCUGGUCAAUCGGCCAUGGUCAAUGUUCUUCUCAAUGUUCUCCGUGGAGAGACUUCGACCGUUGGUGCCUCCAAAGUUGCGAUGACAGGUGCAACUGAGCUGCGUCAAGUGUUCUCUUCUGAGCAAAUGAACUUUAUACUAAGCGCAUACAUGCAAGGUCUUCAGGCAGCAUUCCUUGUGGCCGUUGUCGCAUCUUGUUUGGCUACCGUGGUAUGUAUGGGGGCACGAUGGGCGAAGCUUUCGGGGGCGGCUACUGUUGCAUCAGUAGCUUGA